Pleuronectes platessa (European plaice) is the source of this 6547-nucleotide messenger RNA. RefSeq names its product formin. Gene Ontology annotation, biological process: actin nucleation. Gene Ontology annotation, cellular component: actin filament; cytoplasm; nucleus. The coding region runs from base 653 to 4654 and encodes 1333 amino acids. The transcript has 17 exons. Gene Ontology annotation, molecular function: microtubule binding. The record is from RefSeq and is a predicted model, not a curated record. Lineage: Eukaryota; Metazoa; Chordata; Actinopteri; Pleuronectiformes; Pleuronectidae.
UUUUUUCCCAACCUGAGAGAGUUUUUUUGUCUCACAUAGGAAACAGCACACACUGCUUUCCUGUACACGGAGACAGACACACACUAGGAGAACAGCUCAGUCAUGGAUUCCACAGAGAGAAGGAUAACCCACAACUAUGGAUAACGCUGCUCCACUUGCUGGAACAUAUGGAAAUGUUUUUGUGAAACGCGAGUGAACUCUGUUCUCCUGCUCUCCCAGGGAGAUUACAGCAGGACAUGCUUCCAGUCACUGAGCGGCUUGACCUCACUUGCAUGGGAGUCGUGCUCGCACAGAGGAGACUGGACUGCACUGCUGUCAACACACAAUCUGUAGUAGUCUUUAUGUGACAUCAUGAGCGUCUACUACAUGCAACGUGUACUGUAUGUGUGUGACUAAACAAGAUUAAGGGAUAGUGUUGUUACAGUUGGCACUCUCCUGAAGAAGGUAAGAGGGGCUGGGGAGAUUUGUCCACACAAAAGCCUUUUGUUCCCGAGCCAACGGCUAGAGGUGGAACGGGACCAGCUUGGAUAACUGGAGGGGGGAGAUCAGAAUGUCACCAUUUGUGACAUUUUGAAUUGACACUUUGCUGAAGCAGCUACCUGUUGGGUUUUACCUCUCUUUGCUCUCAGGUGGUGAGACACUUUGAGCAACAAUGGAGAGUGCAAGUAACAACUCCGGGGAGCAGGGGAAGCAGCCUGCGAGCUCCUAUCUGGAUUUCUUCAGCAGUUUCUUGAGCCGGGAUAGAUCUGCGUCUUCAGGCGUGCAGUCGGCUGUGCUGACUUCUUUCACAGAGCUGUCGGAUGGCGAGACACCUCGUCCCAAUGAUGGCCAAGCUUCCGACAGUGAGAACAAGCAAACGAGGAGGGAGGAGGUGACUUCCUGUGUUAAAGGGCAGAAGGCUGAAUCGUUGAAAAAUGGCAAAGAAUAUGGUGAAAAAGUGAGAGGAGCAGCUGGAGCCCCACUUGACCCAGAUCUGGUCAAGGUCAUGAAGGUGGAAACGCAUAGUGACACAGAAAAUGAGGAGGAGGAGGAGGUGUCCCUUAGCAACAUCAGCCUGCCAGAGAAGCAGGCAAAGACCAGCGAGCCCAUCCCACCUGAGGACAAUAAUACAGUGAACCAUGGUGAAGGAGAUGAGCUAAAUAGUUCCAUUGAGUCAGAGUCAGAGUACAAAGUGCCUGUGUUUAGAACACACAAAUUUACGGAGAGAUCCCGCAUAGAAGCUAUUCUCUACUCAGACAGCUUCCUGAGCAGAUCCAGCGCUAGGACAGGUCUCGGCUCCUCUAGUACCAAACAGAAAGAAAGCUGCACUCCCAAGGAGAGCACCACCACAGUGUCUGUGGAUGCAGAAAAGAAUAGUGGAAACAAUGUGGGAAAAGAAGAGAGUGAUGAGAAUGCUGGCAUAGAUGUCUCUCAGCCUGUCCCCUCCAUCAUCUCCGGACCUCUUUCUUUGGAGACUGCAGGUCAUAAUGGUACCGCAGCCUCGCUGUCAAAGGAGUCUGAUGAUUUGGAUCGUGCACAAAAGGAGGAGACAUGUGAGAAAAGGGAUGACGCUGAGGACGGGACAGAGAAACCUCACUCCAGUCAGGUGGUUGCUCCCACCACCCCACCUAAGACUCCUGAAUUGUCAACCAUAGUGUCCUCCAGCCCAGUUGCGCAAUCAGAAACUGCUGGUAUAACAAUUUCAGGAGCCCUGGGUGACAUUCCGCCAAGUACCAGCCCUUCACAGCUCCCAACUGCUCGAAAGACGGCUGAAGCCAAAACAACCCCAUCAUCAUCACCUGCUAGACCCUCCCCUAAUUCCUCCACCUCCUCCCCGUCCAAGGCCACGGCCCUCUCUUCGCCACCUUCCUUCCAGAUGCCAGCUCUUUUCAGUGGGUUGAGGGUGUUGAAGAAAGGAGCAGUGGGUGAUGAGAGGGAAACAGUGUCAGAAAUCAAGCAGAGGGACAAGGACACUGACCUGGCCCUGCUCAACCUGAAGAAGAAUGUAAACAGAGCCAAGCUUUUCCCUGACCAGAGGACAGCAUCUCCAGCCAAAAAACUUGCAGAGCCUAGAUCCCUUUCAGAUACUAAAAGCACCGUUAUGGGACAGCUCAGUCAUCGGCUAAAACAAGAAAGCCACGAUGACGCCAAACGGUCAGAUGUCCCUCAGGAUGCUACUUCCAAACACAGCAAGAAAGAUACUGAGAAUGUAGAGGAGGUUGCGGGAGAGAAGACUCCAGCCCCAGAGGUACUUACAUCCACACCUGAAAGAAAGAAAACAUCCGACGUGGCCUAUGAAACCUUCAGGAACAUCUUUAGCACCAAAACUGUUACAAAGGAAAAAACCGAGGCUGUGGAUCUGGAGGCAGUGAAAAAGAAAAUCAAGAAUGAUAAGGAAAAUCUGAGGUCGAUUUUUGAGAGAGCUUCAAAAUCUCCCGGACACGAUGUCAAAUCUCCCACAGAGACGAUUACAGAGGUCACAUCUCCCACAGACAGCGAGGACCGGACUCCAGGGCGGCUGCAAGCUGUGUGGCCCCCACCCAAAGCUAAAGAUGAGGAGGAGAAAGUGGGGCUCAAGUACACAGAGGCAGAGCACCAGGCUGCCCUCUUGCAGCUGAAGAGAGAGUGCAAGGAAGAGCUUGAGAGGAUGCAUUCCGACUUUGAGCUGCAGAUCUUCCAGCUGAGAGGUGAGCACGCCGUCUCUCUCUCACACCUGGAGAGAGCCUUCACAAAGACACAGCAAGAAAAGUCGCACAAGGCGGGUGUGGAGCACCGGGAGCUCUGCGAUGCUGCUGUGUCCACUGCAGACGAGUCCGCACUCAAGACCUGGCGCACUGUGGGCAUCCAGACGGACCGGGAGACCUUCAUCCAAAGCCCUGAGGGCGAAGGGGGUGUGCUCGCUCGAAGCCCCUCCCAGAACGUGCCUAAAAAACUCAACUUAGACUCUAUCGGCCUGAAUGUAAAAGGCGAAAGCGCCGCAGGAGCUCCAGCCCCGCCGCCUCCACCGCCUCCACCUCCUCCUCCACCGCCCCUCCCACCAGGCCUCUCAGGACCACCACCACCCCCUCCUCCUCCUCCUCCACCUCCUUUACCAGGCAUGGCGGGACCUCCACCACCACCCCCUCCGCCACCUCCUCUCCCAGGAGGUGGCCCGCCACCCCCUCCUCCACCACCUCCUCUCCCAGGAGGUGGCCCGCCACCCCCACCACCUCCGCCUCCCCCCCCUGGCCUACCUGGAGCUGGCCCACCUCCCCCUCCACCGCCUCCAGGCUCUGGACCUCCCCCUCCUCCCCCCAGUGGCGGCGGCUUCAGUUUUGCCCAGAACGUGGAGAAGGCCCCGCGGAAGCCUGCCGUCGAGCCGGCCUGUCCCAUGAAGCCUCUGUACUGGAGCCGGAUACAGAUACAGGACAAUAACAACAACACACUGUGGGGCUGUCUGGAGGAACCGAACAUCGUCAACGCCAAUGAGUUUGAGGAUCUUUUCUCAAAGGCCACGCUACAGGCGAAGAAGAAACCGCUGUCAGACAGCUACGAGAAGAAAACCAAAGCGAAGAAGAUUAUCAAGCUGUUGGAUGGAAAGCGUUCACAAGCAGUUGGCAUCCUCAUAUCGAGCCUGCAUCUGGAGAUGAAGGACAUUCAGCAAGCUGUUCUCACUGUGGACCACUCUGUGGUGGAUCUGGAGACCAUUGAGGCAUUAUAUGAUAAUAGGGCCACCAGUGAUGAGAUGGAGAAGAUAAUGAAACAUUAUGAAAAGUCAAAAGAAGACGAAGUCAAGCUGUUGGACAAACCUGAACAGUUUCUCUACGAGCUCUCCCAGAUUCCUGACUUUGCUGGCCGGACCCGCUGCAUCAUCUUCCAGUCAGUGUUCCUCGAUACCAUCGCCUCCGUCCGUCGCAAGGUGGAGAAAAUCUCCAAUGUCAGCAAAGAGCUGCUAGAGAACAACAGUCUGCGCGAUAUUAUAGGUCUUGUUCUGGCCUUCGGGAACUAUAUGAAUGGAGGGAACAGGACGAGAGGUCAGGCUGAUGGCUUUGGACUCGAGAUCCUUCCCAAACUAAAGGACGUCAAGAGCAGAGACAAUCGUAUGAAUCUGGUGGAUUAUGUGGUUUUAUACUACCUCAGAAACUUUGACAAGAACGCCGGCACAGACAAGAGUGUGUUCCCUCUGUCGGAGCCUCAGGAUUGCCUCCAGGCUGCUCAGGUUAAAUUUGAAGACAUCACCAAGGACCUCAGGAAGCUGAAGAGAGAUCUAACCACCUGUGAGAAAGAUGUGCAGAAGGUGUGUGAUAACUCAUCAGAGGAAACCCUGCAGCCCUUCCAGCAGAAGAUGGAGGGAUUUAUCGCUGCAGCUCAAAAGGAUCACUUAGCCGAAGAGGAGCAGCUCAAUUCGGCACAAAAAAGCUUCGGGGAGAUGGUGAGCUACUUUGGUGUUAAGGCAAAAGCCGGGGACACUGAGGUGACCCCGAGUCACGUCUUUAUGCUCUGGCACGAGUUUUGCAACGACUUCAAGAACACCUGGAUACGACAAAGCAAGAUCAUCUCCAAGGAGAGGUUGAAGGAAGCUCAAGAAAACAUCAAGAAGAUCACAGCAGAGAAGAGAGUGGAAACCAAGAAGAUGAAUGCCAACAGUCUGAAAGAUAGGCUGCGGCAGAAGGAGGCCAGCGUGCCCCCCAGCUGAAUUGACGGGCGGUGAAGGAGAAAUCCAGCGGUGGGUGGUAAGAGAGAUGGACAAAAAGCACGCGGGCCUCAUCCCUCUUCAAUCAGCCACCUGCCUCACCAACACCGGACCGCCCUCCGUGCCCCGAACUCACAAUCAAAACCUCACCGGACUCCCUCUUCUACUCCCACGGCCGUAAUCUCUGCGCUAUUAACACCCUCAGCCGUCCCCACCCACCCACAUGUCGAAAGAAAAACUCCUGCGCCGGGGGGAUGCAUGGCUGACACAGCCGAAGUGAUGAGAGUCUUAAAGGCCAAAGGUCAACCUCAUUCAUCCAGCGUGGCGUGCCCUCUGAGAGCCCGGCUUGUGAAGGGUCUCAGCGGGUCAGUGGGAUUCACAACAGAGCCAGCUGACACGAGAUUCCUCCUGCAUCUGCAAAGGCUGAGGAUCCCUUCUUCUCCGAGCCGCCGACCGUUACCUGAGGGAGAGACAUGUGUUGAAACGCUCCAACUUAUUCAAAGUGUUUCAGGACGUUGUUGCUGCUGAUUUCUGCUCGGAGGGAACAUCCCUGUUGACACAACAGAUCUCUGUCUCUCGGAGCAGGGAGAAAGCCGCGGCUCCCAGCGUCCUCUGCCGUAGCCAAUAGCUGCUCAUUCACCACGGCUCAUUAAAACUAUUGUAAAUAUGUCAUGUUAUAGAAUCGGCAGGGACUGUUCAGCUUUGAGGAUGAUAAAUAAUAUGCGCUGGGCGUUGUGAGCAGAUGAAAAUAUGGCGUGUGUGUGGGGGGGGUUGGGGAGGGUACAAAAUCAGUUUUACUAUGUUGUGUGUUUUAACUGCACCAGACACACCCCCCUUGUGUGACAGCCAAUGAAGAGCGGAACAAGCGAGCGAUGAGUCGGACCCUUCAAACACACACACUCUCACACUCAGACACACACACUUGGCCGUGCACCCAGUCAUACCAUUAAUUAAAAUGUAUUUAAAGCUAACUUUUUAAAUCCCUCAUGGAGAGCUGUACGUCACAUUGUGCCCAGCACAGGUUUAUGCACUUUCCCCGCUCGCAGUAACUCUAUGUUGUCGCUCACACUCCACAUGCUAAGCUACCUGCGUGCAUUCUUCUUUCCAGAUGCCGUGCACUUUUUUGCAUCUCUUCCCCUAUGCAAGCGUUGGGUUCCCUCUCGGAGAGUUUCACGGAUUUCAUCGCUCCAGGAUGAAAUCCCACCUAUGUCUUCCUUUUUUAAGAAAGUGAAUUAAGCUGAAAGUUUUAUUUUCACAAACGUAGGAUGUGGCCACGCUCCCGGGUCAUUCAAGAAAAGUAUAUUUAUGUAAGGAGAGAUUUAUUUUAUGCCAAAAACACCCAUCUUUGUUCCCUGUGAGGUGGUGUUUUUAUGAGUUAGCUGAAUCGAUUGAGAUGCUUCCGGAUAACGUGGGUCGGUGUAUCUUCACAUGGAGACGUCGUGCCCACAGUGUGUCCGGAUGAUGUGUGGAAAUUAAGUUAUUUACACGGAAUGAAAACUGUUUCAGGAAAAUGUUGGGGAAGGAAGAGGGUUUUGGUAUUGAGAUCAUUUAAGCAUAUCACCUGAAGCCAUGCCAGUUGUUAUACCUCAGACAGACUUCCUUUAUCCAGAUAUCAAUAAACUGCACCUUGAAUUACAUUUAUUUUUAUCCUCCAAAGUCUUUCAUGUGUGCCAUUUAUUUUGUAUGGAGAUGGAGAUAUUUCAUAACUGCUGUGUUUAACUUUAGAGGAGUUUAAAAAACAAAAACAAAUCAAUCUGAGAACAGACCAUGGAAUUGUUGUAGCCUCUACUGUGUGUACGUCAGUCGCUGUGACCGUCAGUAGCUCUCGUCUAGGUGCUCUGUAAUUUUAUGGAAUUGUUUUAAAUUUCAAGAAUAAACUACUGGAUGCCGAAAGAA